This is a messenger RNA of Neospora caninum, 3105 nucleotides long. RefSeq lists its product as hypothetical. The coding region runs from base 1 to 3105 and encodes 1034 amino acids. Gene Ontology annotation, molecular function: ATP binding; amino acid binding; nucleic acid binding. NCBI's taxonomy places the organism in Eukaryota, Apicomplexa, Conoidasida, Eucoccidiorida, Sarcocystidae. The record is from RefSeq and is a predicted model, not a curated record. The transcript is spliced from 18 exons. Gene Ontology annotation, cellular component: cytoplasm; mitochondrion. Gene Ontology annotation, biological process: alanyl-tRNA aminoacylation; tRNA modification.
AUGGCGUUGACGGAGGAAGAAAAGAAGGCAAAGAUCGAAGAAAUCUCUGCGAGAGGCAGAGCGAAAGGAUGGUCCGGAGAAGCGGUGCGCAGCGCCUACGUCGACUUCUUCGAGGUUCACGGCCACCUGAUCUAUCCGUCUUCGCCCGUCAUUCCUCGGGGAGACAACACCCUCCUCUUCAUCAAUGCAGGAAUGAAUCAGUUUAAGCCGAUCUUCCUUGGUCAAGUUGACCGCAACUCCCCGCUAAGCAAACUGCGUCGCGUUACGGACACGCAAAAGUGCAUCCGUGCAGGUGGGAAGCACAACGAUCUGGAAGAUGUUGGGAAGGACGUGUACCACCACACUUUCUUCGAAAUGCUGGGAAACUGGUCCUUCGGCGACUACUUCAAGCGCGACGCAAUCGCCUGGGCUUGGCAGCUCCUCACGGAAGUCUACAAAAUCCCCAAAGACCGGCUGUACGCGUCCUACUUUGGCGGCGACCCGCGCCUCCCCACUUGCCCGCCGGACAACGAAGCACGCGACCUCUGGCUGCAGUAUCUCCCACCUAACCGCGUGCUGCCUUUCGGGGCGAAGGAAAACUUCUGGGAGAUGGCGGAUACUGGUCCAUGCGGUCCGUGCUCGGAGAUCCACUACGACCGAAUCGGAGGACGCGAUGCGAGCAGUUUAGUGAACGCAGAUGACCCGUCGGUCUUGGAGAUUUGGAACCUCGUUUUCAUGCAGUACAACCGCGAGAAAGACGGAAGUCUUACGCCGCUCCCUGCUCCGUGCGUCGAUACAGGGAUGGGCUUGGAGCGUGUGGCCUCUGUCCUGCAAGACAAGCAAUCGAACUACGACACGGACCUUUUCAUUGCUCUCUUUGACAAAAUUGCCGAACUCACUCCCGGCCUACGGCCCUACGAAGGCAAGAUUGGAGAGGAGGACAAGGACCUCAUCGACAUGGCGUACCGCGUCCUCGCCGACCACGCCCGUUGCCUGACUGCGGCGAUUGCUGACGGCGCAGAGCCUUCGAACGAGGGACGAGGCUACGUGCUCCGAAGAAUCCUCCGACGCGCGGUGCGCUACGCCCGUCAAACGCUAGGAAUGAAAGAGGGGGCCUUCCCGCAACUCGUCUCCGUCGUGGUCUCGCUUCUCGGAUCGACUUUUCCGGAGAUGAAGAAGAAUGAAGAAAAAGUGAUUCGCAUUCUCCACAAAGAAGAACAGCAGUUCUCGCGCACUCUCGACAAUGGCGUGGAACGAUUCAAGAAGGUGGCGAAUUCCCUCAAGGCGAAGGGUGUGAAAGUCUUCCCUGGAAGCGAAGCCUUCACGCUCUACAGCACCUACGGGUUUCCGCUCGACCUUACCCAGUUGAUGGCUGAGGAGGUUGGACUCCAGGUUGACGCCGAGGAAUUCGAACGCAAAUUCGACGCACACCGUGUAGCUUCUGAGAACACCUCGUUCAAGCAAGGCGGAGCAGGAGCGGUGUACGCUCUGCCGCCAGACCAGCAUCAUCUCCUGGCGAAGAAUCGGAACCUCGCCCCCACGGACGACUCCGCAAAGUACCAGUGGAACGUCAAAGAUCUAGCUGCGCUCGUGGCGCAAGAUGCAGUUGAAGCGGCGCCUGUCAAAGCGAAAGUCGCGGCGAUUUGGGACGGAAAGCGAUUUGCGCCGGACGCCGCAGCCGUCGCGUCCCCGACGAGCGAGAACUUCGUCGCCGUGAUUCUCGACAAAACCUGUUUCUACGCAGAACAGGGGGGUCAAGUCGGCGACGUGGGUCGCCUCGUCGAUCUCUCCUCGGGCGCCGAGUUCGAGGUGAUCGAUUCGCAGAAAAGCGGAGACUACGUGCUGCACAUUGGAACGGUUUCGAAGGGCACGCUGAAGGAAGGCAGCGAACUUGUGCCUCUCGUGGACUAUGUGCGUCGCUUCAAGCUCGCGCAACACCACACCGGCACGCAUCUCCUCAACUUUGCUCUGAGGGAGGUUCUGGUUCGAAAAAUGCGCAAGAACGCUGAGGGUGGAGACAAGCGGGAAGACACCAACGGCCUGCACAUCCGCGAGUCGUGCCUGAACGAGCGAGAACUGUCAGACGAAGAAGACAUCCAGCAGAAAGGAUCGCUCGUUGAGGAAAAGAGACUCCGCUUCGACUACGCGGGAGAGAAACCGAUGGAAAACGAGGACAUCCUCGCCGUCGAAAACGUCGUCAAGGACUGCAUUGCGCGGGAACGGCCGGUGCACUACCGAGAAAUCGCGCUCGAGCAGGCGAUGAAGAUUCCGGGGCUGCGCGCCGUGUUCGGCGAGGUGUAUCCGGACCCCGUUCGCGUGGUCUCAGUCGGUUCGCCCAUUGAGGACCUAGUGGAGCUCGCAGUCUCCGGGAAAGGCGAAACGCCCUUCGCCAGCAUCGAACUCUGCGGGGGUACGCAUCUGCACAAUGCGGCGCAGAUCCAGGAUUUCUGCAUCAUCUCGGAAGAGUCGGUGGCGAAGGGCGUGCGGCGCGUCGUGGCAGUGACAGGGGACCCGGCGCUGGAAGCGCGCAAGGAACUCGAGGAGCUCGAGAAAGCGUUUGCGUCGCUCGCCGCGGCGCCGAGGGAACUGCCUGCGUUGGAGAAGGAGGUCUUGAAAGCCCGUGGACUUCUCGACAGCGCGGGGCCGCUCCCCCUUGUCGGGAAGCGCGUACUCGUGAAGCAGCUGGAACAGGCUCAGAAGUCACUGCUUGAGCUCCAGAAGGCCCGCAGCAAGGAACUAUUGAAGGAGGCGAAGCGGCUGGGUGAGGAGGUCGGCAACGAGCACAAGACGAAGCCUUUCCUGGUCCUCAAUCUGCCCCAGCUCCACGGGGAUGGCAAAGCGCUGGACACCGCGUCGCAGACGCUGCAUCAGACAGCCCCGGAGUUGCCUUUCCUCCUCGUCACCGCGAAUCCUGCGACGGGGACUGCAGCGAUCGCGUUUGUGCCCGCGUCCUGUGGCAAAAACGCGGUCGCCGCGCCCUGGCUGAAUGCCUGCGUCGGCAGUCUCGGUGGAAAAGGCGGCGGUAAAGGCGAGCGCGCAGUCGGCGCUGCCAAGGAGGGCGAUGAAGACAAAGUGCUGGCGGCGGUGGCGGACGCGACGGCCUUUGCGGAGAAGAACCUCGCUUAG